This is a messenger RNA of Rotaria sp. Silwood1, 3204 nucleotides long. Lineage: Eukaryota; Metazoa; Rotifera; Eurotatoria; Philodinida; Philodinidae. The record is from the annotation of a GenBank genome assembly.
AUGUUACGUACAUUUUUCUUCAUCGUAUUUCUUGUGUCGGCAUCCAGUACUUUACCUUUAAAUGAUUUCUUUGCAUUUGGAUCUGAAAAAGGUGAUUCAACAAUGCUUCGAAACAACACAAGUGUGGGUCCUUUACAUCUACCAUAUGUAUUUCCUUGUUUUGACAAUAAUUAUCAACAAAUUUGGAUAAAUAGCAAUGGUUUAUUUUCUUUUCAACGAUCAAUCAAUUAUUAUUCACAAAGACCACUUACAUCAUUGAAUGAUAGUUGUCUUGUGGCUGGAUUUUGGCAUGAUUAUAUUUGGAAUCAAGACAACAAUACUGAAAGUGAAAUUUACUAUCAAAUUCAUAGUAACACAUCGAUAUCAAAUUCUACAGUGACAGUAUUUAAUAAAGCAAGUGAUUAUGUUCGAAAGUUCUUUCCUCAACAACGUUUAUUCAAACCAAAAAUGGUUAUUACAAGUACUUGGUAUUACAUUGGUAUUAGUACUAAUAAUACAUUAAAUAAUACCUUUCAAAUUGUAUUAUGUACAGAUGAAGAUCGUAGUUUUGUCUUUUUUCUUUAUCAUGAUCUUCAAUGGGCUAAUCCUUACAACGGAACGUAUUCCUAUGCUGAAGCAGGAAUUCAUAAUGGUGAUCAAAAUAAAACUCAAAUGCUUCCCUAUUCUGGCACAAAAAAUAUCAUAGAAUUAGUCAAUAAGAGUAAUGUCAAUGUACCUGGUUUAUUUACUUUUCGUAUCGAUGCAGAUGAGAUCAAUGUAGGUGGUUGUAAUGAGAGUAAAACAAGAAUUUCAUUUCGUCCUCGAAUUAGUUCACAAUUUGGUUCUACACCUCUGAAUAUUUAUGGUCCAUGUUUUACUAAUCAAACAAAAGUUAAAUGUCGAUUUGGCACUUCAUCACAAAUUAUCGAUGGUUUUAUUAUUGAUGAAUUUCGAGCAAGUUGUCUUACACCAUUUGCAUCUGUUCACGGACCAGUAUCAGUGAAUAUAUCGAUUGAUAAUGGACUAACAUUCAUUUCAGCUGGUAUUUUUACAUAUGCUCCAUUACAAUUCGGUUCCGAUGAAGUUAUUAUUGAAAUGAAAGGUGGUACCAAUUUACUUAGUGAUAGACAAUAUCUUAAUUUAACAUGGUAUUUUUCCGAAAUACUGAAAAGUACAUUUCCUAUUGGUACAAAAAUUGAUAUUGAAUUAUGGACAGUACGUCUCAAUUCUCAAUCACAAUUGCAAAAGAAUAAUAGAUCUAUAAUACUUGUACGAAAUUUAAAUCUUACUAAUUCGGCACAUAUUCAACUACCUUCAAAUAUUUCGACAUGUUUUAUUCGAGUAGUUGCACAUUUUAAUAGUCAAAUAUACACUGGAUUAAAUACAGGCAUACUAAUUGUUAAAAGUGAUCCAUCAUUGGCUGUCAAAUUAUGUCAAAAGUGGGCCGCACAACAACUGGAACCAUCAAUAUGGAAUGGUGGUGUUCUUCUUCAAUGUCCAAUGACACGUUGGCAAGCAAUAGCAGCUGGUCGUUGUUGUUAUGAUCUCGAUCGACAAUGUUUUAAUGGUAGUUCAAAUCCAAAUAAUUGUUGGCUUCAUCAUGCUCGUCCUGGACAUAAUGAACCAUCGGCUAUUGAAUGUUAUAUUUCAAAAUAUUCAAAUAAUUAUCGUGCUGGAGCAGAAUGUUGUUAUGAUAAUAAUCAAAUGUUAAUUACACGUGGUACAGGUGCAGGAACUGAUGAUCGAUAUCAACAUACAAUAUCGCCUAUUGAACAUUUUUUUUACGAUACUUUACCCUACUUACAAUGUUGUAUCAUGACUACAAAUGAUGAAGCAUGUAAUAAAUAUAUGUAUUAUCGACCACCACGAAAAGGUAGUAAUACAAUGGGUGAUACUGGUCGUAUGUGGGGAGAUCCACAUUUUGGAACGCUUGAUGGAACUUCAUAUACUUUCAAUGGCUAUGGAGAAUACAUUUAUUUAGCAAUUAGUAAUAAUAUUUCAUCAUCAGCUAUUUUCAAUGCUAGUAAUCAAUCUUAUAUAUUUAUGUCACAAAUUCGAACUAUUCCAAUACCAUCAAUAAAUGCUACUGUUACAAAAAGUUUUGCUGCUCGAACAAAUAAUAACAAAAGUGAAACAGUAAAAGUAACUAUUUCACGUCGUCAAAAUCUUGUUUUAUAUCGUGGAAAUGAACCUAUUGAAUUCGAUGAUAAUAUUUAUAUACUCUCCUUUCCUGAAAUGACUAUUAAUCGACUUGAUGGUAAUAAUAAUAGACAUUUCUCUCUUUCAUGGGCUAUUGGUGUAACUAUUGAAAUAAAUGUAAUUGAAAUGAUAUCACCAUCAAAACAAUUGAUACUUGAUAUAGCUGCUUCCGUAGCUGGAAAUUUUCGUGGAAAAACAUACGGACUAUUAGGUACUUAUGACGGAAAUGUAACUAAUGAUUUACGAAGUAAAAAUGGAAGUAUCAUAAGAAGUAAUGCUUCAUUAGAACAAAUUCAUAAAGAUUUUGGUGUUACUUGGGCUAUUGAUCCUUUAUCUUCAUUGUUGUACUAUGAAUCAGAUCAAACUCCUCAGUUCUUUCACCAAAAAAAUCGUGAAUUUAUUCCAUCAUUUAUUGAUCCGACAACAAUAAAUAAUGUUACAAUGCGUAAUAGUUGUAAUAUAAAUGCCACAUCUUUAUCUUCAUCAUGGAAUCUAGCUCAACGAACAUGUUAUUAUGAUUUAUACAUGACUAAUGAUAUUAAUUUAGCUAAAGCAUCAUUAUUGGCUGGUAAUGAACUUUUAUCAAUUCGAAACAAUCAAAGAAAUCCACCUUCAUUCAAAUCAUCACUUCCGCUCAACAUGAAUUUAAUACAUGGUAAUAAAGUAUAUUUAAAUAUAUCUGCAACAAGUGAAUAUACAUCGAAUGUUGUUCAAUUGUUUGAAUUGCAUCGUCCUGCAAAUGCUACAUUUAAUCAGUAUACAGGUAUAUUUCAAUGGACAGCUAUUAAAGGUGAAGAAUAUUUGAGCAUUGAAGCUCGUGAUAUAACAUAUAAUUUAAGAUCACGACAUGAUAUCACUUUUUAUGUCAAAGCAAAUGACGUAACCACUACUACUACUGCUCGUACUACUACUGCUCGUACUACUACUACUGCUCGUACUACUACUAGUAGUGGCAGUAAUAAUCUAGUAAAGAAAACUAAUGUUAUCAUUACCAUUCUUGGCCUAACUGUUCUUUUUAGUCGAUAA